Messenger RNA from Loa loa (African eye worm), 252 nucleotides. RefSeq lists its product as hypothetical. Lineage: Eukaryota; Metazoa; Nematoda; Chromadorea; Rhabditida; Onchocercidae. Bases 1 to 252 code for a protein of 83 amino acids. The transcript is spliced from 2 exons. The record is from RefSeq and is a predicted model, not a curated record.
AUGCAUACUGUAUCACCAAUUCAUUUCUUUCCAUACUCACAAAUGUCAUCAGGAAUGAUAUCAGAAUCAGUAAAUGAAUGCAAUUGGUUGUAUAAUAAUGAAUCAUCUCAAGUAGUUCAGCAUACUUUUGAAAACUUAGUACAGACUAAUUGCACGAUGAAUUCUCAUGAUAUACCAAUUAGAGGAUCAUAUUGCGACAUUCCAUCACAGGCAAACCAUUUUCUAACUGGUAAUAUUAACAGGAUAUGGUGA